AUGGAAACAGUUCGUCGGUGUCAAAUUAAGUUAUUAGAUGAUAGAAAAAUUGAAUUAUCAAUAAAUGCUAAACAAACUGUUUCGGAAAUGACUGACGAAAUUGCUCGCCAAUACAAUUUAACUGAAACAGAAUAUUUUGGUUUAUAUUAUGAAGAAAAUACUUCUAAAGAUUUAUUUUUGAUUAUUCCAAAAAAACUUUCUGUUAUACUGGGUAAUAGUAAAACAUGA
Molecule: messenger RNA, 228 nt
Organism: Didymodactylos carnosus
Lineage: Eukaryota; Metazoa; Rotifera; Eurotatoria; Philodinida; Philodinidae
Source: the annotation of a GenBank genome assembly